GAGAGUCAAAAGCGGGGAGCACAUGUGUGCUCGUUGCCGAGGAGGGCAAAUGGCAAUCCAUCCGCAGUGCGCGAUCGCGCGGCAGUAAGUAGUCGUGUCCUCGCUCUGAGAUCGCGAAGUCAGCAGCUCGUCUUAGGCAUAUGCAAUAAUUUUUCGUCGCGUCAUUAUAAUACUCUUGGGAUUCUCCAAGCUCUCGCAUAGCGUAAUAACAAACGAGAGCGCACAGUGCUGCGGAUUAACAAGGAACAAUAUAACAAUGCCGUGCAGAACGAGUUGACGGCGAUAGUCGUAUCGCGCGCGAGAGAUAAGAAGUGAAAGAUUCAAAACAAGAGAGGACAAGGUUAUAUUUUGACGGAUUGCGUCGUGUGCUCUCUCUCGAGUGAGAGAGGAGAGACAAACUAUUCCGGAUUCGAGGAGAAGAGCUAACUCGUUGAAAGCAUGGCAGACUUCGACGCGAUCUACGAGGAGGAGGAGGAACCAGAGCAGAAUCCGGAGGAGCACUACGUGACCAUCGUGCCCGACCCCAUCGUUGUCCGCGGCGCUGGCAACAUGACUGUAUUUGGCCUGAGUAAUAGAUUUGAAUCAGACUUCCCCAAUGGCUUGGUCUCUCGUGUUGCACCAGAGGAAUUCAAAGCAACAGUCUUAAGAAUCAACAGUGUCUUGAAGAAGACCCUUCCUGUCAAUGUGAAAUGGCUGUUUUGUGGCUGUGUCUGCUGCUGCUGUACACUGGGAUGUUCUCUGUGGCCAGUCAUUUGCCUCAGUAAAAGGACUCAACACUCAUUGAACAAAUUAUUGGAAUGGGAAAACAGCAGGCUUUAUCACAAAUUAGGUUUACACUGGAGACUGACAAAACAAAGGUGCGAUAGCUCUUCAAUGAUGGAAUACGUAUUACUUAUUGAAUUUAUUCCAAAAAUACCGAUUUAUAGACCGGACUAAAAAAGGAGUGAGUUCUUUUUUGGCAGUUAAGGGAAUGGUUUAAAAUAUUAUAGUCCAUGUUGUGUGUUACAUUGACAAAUGCGUAUAGUGAAGAUUAACUUUCGUCCUUAUGUUAACAUCAGUAAUAUGCAUUUGAUGAUGUAAACAUUUGUAUAAAAUACAUAUUUUUGUAAAUACCAUAUAUACCUAAGCUUAGUACAAUAAUUAUAUAGGAAAAUAGUUGAUAGCUAUUGUUUAUGCAUAAUUACUGAUUAAUAUUGGCAGUGAUAGCGAAUUUUUAUAAAUAUGUAUCCUUGUUGAUCUCGUUAAAGUGAAGAUUAUUUUUUUCAAAAUAAUCAUACACAAUUUUGUUGAUUUAUGUGAAUUUAUUAAAAAAAAAAAGAAAAUUGAAUCUGAUAAAUCUGUGUUAAUUGUUUAAGAGCUCGAUUCUAAUUGUGCAUUAAAAUACUUUAAAAUGAAUCCAAUCAUGCAAUAGCUUUGCUUAAUCAAUUUUUAUCAAAAAUCUCGGGUAGACGAUAAUUUGACAUGGUAGUUUGACAUAUACUAAGAGACACUUGAGCCUCAGUGAUAGUUGAACAUGCAGUUUGUAAUUAGCUAUGUAAGAAUGGCAUACAUUGUAAAUAUGUAUACAGCAACCAAAACUCCAAAUUGUAGCCUUGAGCUAAUUAUAUACACUUACCACGGUGAUAUUAACAAGUAAUAGGGUACCGUGUGAUCGCUAGAAUUUUAUGUUGUUGCAAGAAAUUUUAUAUGAGGAAAGAAACUGUGUCUGUGGCAUGACCUAAACAUCGAAGUUGUUAAGAUUUUUGUACGUCUGAUCUGCGGAAGAAGGCUUAAGUAUAAUUGCCUUAAAGAUGAGUUUGUUGUACUGUAUGUCACAAAAGACAAAUUUCCCGAUGCUGCUUUGGUAUUCAUAUUUAAAGAAAGUUUAAAUUUUUUUAACGGUCAUUGAAAAUACGUUUUUUUACUUUGUUAUUUGUAACGGAAACUACCAUCAACUUACAGUUUAUUUCAAUAUUAAUCUUCAAAAUGCCAUGUUGCUUAUUUGAGAUUAGUUAUUGAAUAUAUAUGUGUCUGCAAAGUUACAAUGUUGCUGCUACAUAAAGUAAAGGGGGCUGUGAUAAGAGCAGAAGACUAGUAUUUUGUUGCAAAAUUUUUUAUUCAAAAUUCUGUUUGUCAAGUAAUAUCUGGAAUAUUUUAUUUCCCUUCAAGGCAUUAAUAAAACAAAAGAUUUGAAUACAGCUAGUUAUUAUUGUCUGAAAAACACGUAUAAUUUUUAUUUUAAUCGCUAAAUGUUGUAGUAAAGUAAUCCGUCAGUACGAUGCAUGUAUGCAGUGAUAUAAUCAUCAGGAAUAAAUUAACGUUGAAAAAGCCCGUGUCUUCGUUUUUCAUGCAAUUGUUUACUGCAGCACUGCCAUGAGAAAGAACAAACUUAAGUGAAUUUUUCAAUUGUAGACAUUCUAGAUUAAUGAAUCGAGUGUAAACCUGCUUUUUAUUUCAAUUUAGCAAACCGAUACUAACAUUUCAUUUAAAACCUAUAAAAAAUUGCCUCAUCAGAGAUAUUAGCAUUUUGUAAACUACUGAAUUGAAGAUUUCAGAAAAUAUCUAAAUUUAAAAGAUAAAAUAUAAUUUUAUCGAUAUUAGUUUUAACAUGUGCCUUUUCGCUGGUUGAUUUGUCAGUGUAUAGAGAACAUUUUUAGGAUUUCAAAGUCAUGCAUGCAAUUUACCAUCAACGAAAAUAUGCUACUUUUUCGUUUGCUAACUUAAACCGCAACAGCUGUUUUCGACGUACAUAAAUAUGUUAAACUGUAAAUAAACAAAAUUGUACAUUAUACAUAAUAAGCAAUAGUUAUAUGAUGACGAAUAUAAUAAAUACCAUAUAUUUUAGACAAUUCAGAUGUCAUUCAUCAUCGUCAUAUCGAUGAAUUUACGCAACGAUAAUAAGAUAUUAUAUUUUAGGAGAGACUUAUGCUUUAAAUGAUAUUAGCGAAGAAAAAUCGUAAAGGCUGCUAUUAGAAUAUAAAGCAAUUGCUUGUUUAUUAUACACUGUUUAAAUCCGUCUGCGGAGGAUAGCGAUAAUAAACAACAACAAAAAUAUCAUAUCAUCACUUAGAUUCUAAAGCUAGCUCAGAGUCCCAGCGCAAAUGAAUAUAUCAAUAAUAUAAUAUAACGAUUAAAGCCGAUAUGUAUAUCUAUUGUAUAUUUAGGCAUUAAUUUAAGCGACGAGAAUCACGUAAACUAUGUAUACAUGUACAGUGUUGAGAAGAAUAAAAUUAAAAUAAUGUAUAUUAAUA
Messenger RNA from Nasonia vitripennis (jewel wasp), 3230 nucleotides. RefSeq names its product cysteine-rich hydrophobic domain-containing protein 2. NCBI's taxonomy places the organism in Eukaryota, Metazoa, Arthropoda, Insecta, Hymenoptera, Pteromalidae. The transcript is spliced from 4 exons. The record is from RefSeq and is a predicted model, not a curated record. The coding region runs from base 439 to 936 and encodes 165 amino acids.